Callorhinchus milii (elephant shark) is the source of this 1907-nucleotide messenger RNA. RefSeq names its product kyphoscoliosis peptidase (gene ky). The transcript is spliced from 11 exons. Lineage: Eukaryota; Metazoa; Chordata; Chondrichthyes; Chimaeriformes; Callorhinchidae. The record is from RefSeq and is a predicted model, not a curated record. Bases 1 to 1860 code for a protein of 619 amino acids.
AUGGGGAAAGCAACCAUCACAGAGGGAACGUCAAAGCUCCAUCGAACCGAAAGAAUCACUGGUGCAGUAGUUGCAAUACUUGUAUUGAUUAUAGAAGACUGGAAUAAUUACAACAGAUCAUUGCAUUCCUUUAAAGGAAAACAAACAAAACAAGAAAGUGAAAGCUCCAUCGACAGUAUAGAAAAACAACCGUCUCAAAGGGAAAGUGAAAGCUCCAUUGAGAGUAUAGAGACUACCACUAGUCAAAAAUUCAAGCUUAAAGAAAUUGAAGAUGAUAUUUUCAACCUAAAAUCCAUGAAGAUGGAUUUGAGAGCGUUUCAGCAGAUUGAUGAAUACGCUGCUCAGGUUCUUCCGAAGGCUAGCAUCCCUGCCUUGGUGAAAGAGGUACUGCUAUAUUCCCAAACUGAUCUGGAAAAAAUUAGAGCCAUCUGGAUUUGGAUCUGUCACCACAUAGAAUAUGAUGUGAAGGGGUAUCAUAGCAAGGACCUAAAGGGCAAGACACCAGAAGAAGCACUGAUGACUGGAAAAGCAGUAUGUUCUGGAUAUUCAGGCCUCUUUUGUGAAAUGUGCAGCAUUGCAGGUAUAAAGUGCACUGCAAUAGGAGGUUAUUCCAAAGGCUACAAUUAUGAAAUUGGAAAGACAUUCAAAGGAGACCCUGAUCAUGACUGGAAUGCAGUGUAUUUAGAAGGGAAAUGGCAUCUCCUGGAUACCACUUGGGGAGCAGGCCACGUGAACGAGAACUGUUCAAAAUUUACUUUCAAGUAUGUUGAAUUUUAUUUCUUCACACAUCCUACUCUCUUUAUCAAUAACCAUUUUCCAAUGGAUGAAAACUGGCAGCUGAUUUCUCCAAGGAUUUCUAUUAAGGCAUUUGAAAAUAUGGUUUUCAGGACCGGAGAAUUUUUUAACAUUGGGUUGACAUACAUUCAUCCUGAUGUACAAGUGGUGAAUACAGUGAACGGAAGAGCUAUCAUCAACAUGGGAGGCAAUUCACCAACAUUAUUCAUGUAUAACCUGGACGGCAGAAAAGAUUGCGCUCUUAUCAAUUUGACAACUUACGGUAUGAAGCUGGAAGUCCUUCCCCCAAAGGUCGGGGAAUACAAGUUGAAGAUCUACGCUAAAUUACUGAAUACUGAUGAAAAGAUGUAUUCAUUUAUAUGCGCAUAUAUGAUUAAAUGUAAUGAAGUCGACGACAGCUUCAAAAUGCCAAAAGCAGUACACAAUCCUCUGGGUCCCAGUUGGUAUACAGAGAUAAAGGGAAUUAUUGAGCCCUCGCAUCCAGAGCCUCUCAUCUACUGCUCAGAUGGUCAAUGUUCCAUUAAGUUCUUCUUGGACAAAGAGCUCAGUUUCACUAGCAAGUUAACGUGUGAUGAACUGGAUAUUCCAGAUGAUGUCAUGAGAAAUCAUGUGUUUAAAACUCAAAAGGACAAUUCGGUGGAAUUCAAAAUCCAGCUCCCCAGCUCAGGGUUAUACGUUUUUACUAUAUUCUCAAAAGAAAAGUCGUCCCGCAGUUCAACAUUUUCUCACCUGUGCGAAUAUUUAAUCUCAUGUACAAAUGAGGACGUGCACCUGGCUACUUUCCCUAAAGUGUAUACUUCCUGGACUGAAGAAUGUGAAUUAUUCGAACCCCUUUCCGGUAUUCUGCCACCAAACACUGUAGUGGCAUUUAAGUUUAAAAUUCCUCAUGUGAAAAAGGUACAAGUGUAUGGCAAAGAAGGCUGUCCACUUACACUCUCAAGUGACGGAUACUGGGAGGGAACAUGUAAUACAUUAGAUGCCAAAAACCUCAAUAUUGGUGUUUCAGAAAAAAUUUCUGAUACGAAGUACACGUUUGCUUUGCAAUAUGAUGUAGCCUCAAAGUGAUCAACACGAUCAAUACUGAUUGUCAUUCAAUAUUUGCCAAAAGGAAA